UUUCAAUAGUAGCUCCCCAACUUCUAAGCACCCAACAUGUUGCUACUGUUUCUUCUCGGUUCAUUAACCAUCGUCUUCUAUAUCUGGCAGAGGCGUACCUUAUCCUUUUGGGCACGCCAUGGAGUGAAAUACAUCCGCCCGUUGCCCAUUCUAGGCUGCACCCGCGAGUUCUUGACCGCAAGAGUGCCGUUCUUCGAGCAGAUCCAAAAAUUCCACGAAGCGCCUGGCUUCGAGAAGGAGCCCUUCGUUGGAGUCUACAUGACCCAUCGUCCGGCACUUGUCAUUCGCGAUCUAGACCUGAUCAAGACGGUGAUGAUCAAGAAGUUUCAAUACUUCAACAACCGCGCCCUGCAAACUGACCCGCACAACGACGCGCUUGGCUACAACAACCUCUUCUUUGCACGAAGCCCAGCUUGGAGGGAAUUGCGCACAAAGAUCUCUCCGGUUUUUACGUCUGGCAAGAUCAAGCAAAUGUAUCCUCUAAUGGUGAAGAUUGGAAAGAACCUGGAGGACAGCGCCGAGCGUCUAGGCAGUGGUUCGGAAGUCCAAGUGAAGGAUCUGUGCGCCCGGUUCACCACUGACCUGAUAGCGACAAUUGCCUUUGGCGUAGAGGCCAACGCUUUGCGGGACGCCAAGAGCGAGUUCUUCUACCACAAUAGGGCUAUAUUUUCGCUGACCUUGAGCAGGGGCAUUGACUUUGCCAUUAUUUUUAUGAUCCCGGCUCUGGCGUCACUGGCCCGUGUGAAACUCUUUUCUAGGGAAACCACUAAGUUCAUCCGGUCCAGCAUCAACUUCGUUCUAAAGGAGCGCGAAAGGACAGGCGAGAAGCGAAACGACCUCAUCGACAUCCUUCUAGCCCUAAAGCGCGAGGCUGCUGCCAAUCCGGAGAAGCUGUCGAAGGUAGUUGACUUGGACUACUUAGUUGCCCAGGCAGCUAUUUUUCAGACCGCCGGAUUUGAAACUAGCUCGUCCACAAUGACGCUGACGCUUUACGAGCUGGCCAAGAACGAGGCUCUGCAGGACCGUCUGAGGCAAGAGAUCGUUGACUUCUUCGGUGACGAGGACCAUAUAAGCUAUGAGCGUAUCCAGGAGAUGACCUACCUAUCUCAGGUUGUCAACGAGACACUCCGCAAGUACCCGAUCGUGGGCUAUGUAGAACGAGAGUGCUCUCAACCGGCGGAGGGUGAGCGCUUUAACCUCGAACCAUUCCACAACAUGGAGCUGCCGCACGGCAUGUCCAUUUACAUGUCCACUUUGGCCGUUCAUCGUGACCCCCAGUACUGGCCGGACCCCGAGAAGUUCGAUCCGGAGCGCUUUAGUUCGAGCAACCGCGAAAAUCUUAACAUGGACGCAUACAUGCCGUUUGGUGUUGGUCCGCGAAACUGCAUUGGCAUGCGGUUGGGUCUGCUUCAGUCCAAGCUUGGACUUGUGCAUAUUUUGCGCAACCACCGGAUCCACAUGUGUGAUAAAACCAUCAGGAAGAUCGAGUGGGCUGCAACUAGCCCGGUUAUUGCCUCAAAGCACGAUAUUGUCCUUCGAUUGGAGAAGGUUUCCGGGAACAACGAUAUCGGGCAAAAGUUGUCAAUGAAAUAGAAUUUGAGAACUCGGCAACCGCCCAAAUAAAAAAUCAAAGAAGAGAGAA
Drosophila sechellia is the source of this 1642-nucleotide messenger RNA. It is a transcript of the gene Cyp6w1, whose product is annotated as Cytochrome P450 6w1. The transcript is spliced from 2 exons. Gene Ontology annotation, biological process: response to DDT; insecticide catabolic process. Lineage: Eukaryota; Metazoa; Arthropoda; Insecta; Diptera; Drosophilidae. Gene Ontology annotation, molecular function: heme binding; iron ion binding; monooxygenase activity. Bases 37 to 1593 code for a protein of 518 amino acids. The record is from RefSeq and is a predicted model, not a curated record.